Messenger RNA from Spinacia oleracea (spinach), 1526 nucleotides. Its product is annotated as probable E3 ubiquitin-protein ligase RHB1A. Gene Ontology annotation, molecular function: ubiquitin-protein transferase activity. The coding region runs from base 238 to 870 and encodes 210 amino acids. The record is from RefSeq and is a predicted model, not a curated record. Gene Ontology annotation, cellular component: cytosol. The transcript is spliced from 5 exons. NCBI's taxonomy places the organism in Eukaryota, Viridiplantae, Streptophyta, Magnoliopsida, Caryophyllales, Amaranthaceae.
CUCUUCUCCUCAUCAAGAGGAGUCCACAUCUCCCCACUCCUUUUGAGAAUACUCUUUUCAUUUUUUUAAUUCUUCCCAAAAAUAAAUUAAAAUAAAUAAAAAAAUCAGUCUCAAAUUCCUCAAAUUUGCGUAGUUCAUCACGCUCUUCAUAACUUCUCUCUCCUCUCACUCUUUUCGUCUCUUCCCUCAGUGGGAAUUUGUCAUGAAGACUUGAAUUUUGAAGUACAAGAACUGGCCAUGGGUGGUUGCUGUUGCUCUUCCAGAAAGUCUCAAUUGCAAGGGACACCCGUGUAUUACUAUUGUCCCCCGUCUUUGGAUGAGCAGAAUAACUUCAGAGCAUACCGUGGAGCAGCCAAUGGGCUGUCAACAGGGCUUCUGGUUGGACUAAAUUUGGACACAUCAAGCCCUGAUACUUUCAGACCUCCUCCUGCACCUAUUCCUUUUAAUGUGCUUUUUGGGCGCCCCCAGACUCCACUUCGUACUCUUGGAUGCCAAGGACCUAAAUGUGAUGCAACGAAACAGUCCAAACCUGCAGCUGUUGGAGAGAUUGCUGGUGCUGAUGGCUCUAAUAAAUUGAUUUCUGGUGGUCAUGUUGGGAAAUCAGAAGGAAAAACCCUUGCUGACAUUUUGCUUGCUUCACCAACAAAGUCUGAUGUAGAAAUCUCAAAAUCGUCCGAGGCUUAUGCCACAGAGGAAGAGGAUGCCUGUCCUAUCUGUCUGGAAGAAUAUGACACUGACAACCCUAAAAUGGUCACAAAUUGUGAGCAUGAUUUUCACCUGUCAUGUCUUCUUGAGUGGAUGGAAAGAAGUGAUUCCUGUCCAGUUUGUGAUAAGGAAAUGAUAUUUGAUCACCCUGAUGAUCAGAACUAAGAAAUUCCCUUGAUGAACAGAGCUAGUCGUUUAUUCCAAAUGUUUGCUGAUCAGUAAACCAAAUGUGAAUGGGGUUAUAUGUUUCAGCGACGUCUCAGUUUCUAAUUUGCUGACACAACAUGUGGCUUAGUAAGGUUCAACGUCGUCAUUCCAUUUAAAGUCUGGUUUGCUGAAGUCUCCUGCACUUAUCUCUGAUUCUAUGUAUCAGUGACUUGGAAAGUUGUCUGCUUCUUGUCAAAGAAUGAGGACGAGAUGCGGGUUAAGGAUUCUGAUGUAUUCACACGCUACGUUUUGGAACUGCGAAAGGGAUGCAAUGGUUAGCACUCGCCUUCCGGUCUAUAUUAUUUCCCGAAUUCUACUUACAUGUACAUAAUUUUCCUCUUUCCUUCUUUGUGUCCCUUCUUUUGGUGGUGUUGGCUUCCCCUCUUUCUCCAUUUUAUUUGUCCUCCCUACGGCCAUACCUCGUCUUUAAUAGGUUGUUAUCUUUUUCAUCAAAGUUGCACAUUCAAUUGGUGCAUUUGUGUACUUUUGCAUGGUUUCACAAAAGAAUUUCUUUUUUUUCAGGAAAACAUUUUUUUUUAGUAAAGUCAGUGCUCAUUGUCACUGAGUUCUGGUCAGUAUACAAAAAUGUCAACAGUGAGUUUAUUCUACCUUCA